AUGCGCGAGGUGAUAACACUACAGAUUGGUCAAUGCGGAAACCAGAUGGGAGGAGAGUUCUGGAAGAUGCUGUGCAAGGAGCACGGGAUAUCAAGCUGUGGGACCCUUCAAGACGAUAGAGAUUUGGGGGAUAGAAAAGAUGUCUUCUUCUAUCAGGCAGACGACAAUGUAUUUGUUCCCAGGGCCAUACUUGUCGACUUGGAGCCUAGAGUUAUAUCUCAGGUUUCAUCCUUCUUCAACCAGGAAAACAUUUUCUUGUCUAACGAAGGAGGAGGUGCAGGAAAUAACUGGGGACAUGGAUAUUACAUGGGGAAGACCAUGGGAAAUGACGUCGUCGACAUGAUCCAAAGAGAGGCCGAGGGCUGCGAUUCUCUUGAGACAUUCUUUCUACUCCACUCCAUAGCAGGCGGAACCGGGUCGGGAUUCGGUUCUUUGAUUCUGGAGAAAAUAAGAGAAGAGUUUCCCAAGAAGAUAAUCCAGACAUACUCCAUAUUCCCUAACAACGAUGAGUCUAGCGAUGUUGUUGUACAGCCGUACAACUCCGUGCUAACUCUCCAAAGGCUUAUAGAGAAUUCAGACUGUAUCAUCACCAUGGAUAAUUCGUCACUUGGGAGAUACACUCUAGAUUCACUACGUAUCAGUACUCCAACCUUCGACCAUAUAAAUCUACUGAUAUCUACAGUUAUGGCUGCAUCCACAAGUACGGUGAGAUUUCCUGGAUACAUGUACUGCACCCAUCAGUCCAUAAACAGUUGUCUUGUUCCCUUCGAUCCGCUUAAGUUUGUUGUCCCAUCAUACACUCCCUUUGCGUGUGACGAAAUGUCCAGAGUUGUCAGGAAAACAACAUGCUCUGACAUCAUGCGAAGGCUUCUGUUGCCAAAAACCAGGCUUGCAAGCUAUGACCAGACAAAGGCACAGGCUGUGGUGUCCAUGCUGAACAUAUUCCACGGUGUUGAGGAUUCAGGAGAGAUAUCUAGAACAGUGAUGAGGUUUCUCGACAAGGGAAUGGUCAACUUUGUUCCUUGGAUGCCCCCCUCCUUCAACAUUGCAUUGGGGAAAAGAAUUAUCGGCAGUACAAGCCCGAAUAGGAUCUCAGGGCUAAGUCUCACGAACUCAACAGGAAUCUCCUCAGUCCUAUCAAAGAUAUCGGGGCAGUUCGAUAAACUCAAGAAGCAGCGUGCGUUCCUAGACAUCUAUAAGAGAUUCGGCGUUGAGCUUGAGAUGUUUGAUCAAGGAAAGGAGGUUGUUCAAAAAACCCUUGAGGAGUAUCAUAAGGCAGAGAUGUCAACAUAUCCAAACAAUUAA
This is a messenger RNA of Encephalitozoon hellem ATCC 50504, 1305 nucleotides long. Its product is annotated as gamma-tubulin. Gene Ontology annotation, molecular function: structural constituent of cytoskeleton; GTP binding. NCBI's taxonomy places the organism in Eukaryota, Fungi, Microsporidia, Unikaryonidae. Bases 1 to 1305 code for a protein of 434 amino acids. Gene Ontology annotation, cellular component: spindle; cytoplasm; gamma-tubulin complex. Gene Ontology annotation, biological process: meiotic spindle organization; mitotic spindle organization; microtubule nucleation. The transcript has a single exon. The record is from RefSeq and is a predicted model, not a curated record.